Messenger RNA from Iphiclides podalirius (scarce swallowtail), 888 nucleotides. The record is from the annotation of a GenBank genome assembly. Lineage: Eukaryota; Metazoa; Arthropoda; Insecta; Lepidoptera; Papilionidae.
AUGAAGGAAUCGGAUUACGGGCAAGCAUAUGCAAGACAGCUGAAACUAACUAAACAUGGUAGGGCUGGGCUGCAGCUAGCGGCUGUUGCACUAAUGGGCAGGCUCGGCAGUGGAGUGGAAGAACAAUACUUUCGCGUUUCGUCUACUGAGUGUAUAGUUGGGCGGGGGGUCGUCUACGUUUCCAUCGGCGCCCAGGCUAGGUUGCGGCCCGUUGAGGCCGGCGGAGGUCGCGUCGCGCACGCCCUAGCCCUAACCCCCUCUGAUGAGGCCGUAUGGCAUUACCACCAACCAGCACCCGUUCGCGCUUACGGCCACUCCCGAGGCCGGAACAUCGAACUCGGGACUGGCCGGGGGGUGGGGUGGCUGUUCUACCCCUAUCGGCGUCGAAGCCGGGUUGCAACCACGCAGAUAGUUGGGCGGGGGGUCGUCUACGUUUCCAUCGGCGCCCAGGCUAGGUUGCGGCCCGUUGAGGCCGGCGGAGGUCGCGUCGCGCACGCCCUAGCCCUAACCCCCUCUGAUGAGGCCGUACUGCCAACCAACACCCGUUGUGUUUUGAACGGCCGCAGUAAGGGUGUAUUCUACUGGAUGCGCCACCUAGGCGCUUACGGCCACUCCCGAGGCCGGAACAUCGAACUCGGGACUGGCCGGGGGGUGGGGUGGCUGUUCUACCCCUAUCGGCGUCGAAGCCGGAUUGCAACCACGCAGGUUGGCAGGGAUCGCGACGCGCACGCCCCGGCUACUGACCCCCUUCCUGAUGGACCCAUUUUAAAUUACCCUCAACCACCGUCCAUCCGCGAAUCAAGUGAAUACUGGGAGGGAAAUUCCAACGAACAAAGGAAGGAAUCGGAUUACGGGCAAGCAUAUGCAAGACAGCUGAAAAUAACAACC